ACCGACGUUCCGUUUGGGAAUAGAAAUCCGAUCUCCACAACAGAACAUUUACGCACGAAUCUUGCUUAAUCUCACCGACAAUUUUGGGAGGUUUUUCGAUCGAAAAUUUCACCUACAAGGUUUGGUUGUUCUUCAGUUUUGAUCUCGUUUGAUCGGAGGAGAUAACGAUGUGGAGCACGACUCUUGCGAAUUUGAAAGAAGACCUAAAUAAAAUCGCCUUAGAUGUUCAUGAUGACGACGAUGAUGAUGACGGCGAUGAAUAUGAGAGGUUAUCGGAGAUCUCUAAUUCUAGAAACUCUUCGUUUUCUGAUCGGAGAUUUUCUCGUAAUCAUGGUCGUUCAGGUUCUCCCAUGGUCAAUGGUCUUGAUUCGACUUCUAAUUUAGAGAUUGAUCAAUGCAAAGCAGAGAUCAAGAGGCUUCAGGAAUCUGAGGCACAAAUCAAGGCACUAUCAGUUAAUUAUGCAGCUUUACUAAAAGAAAGAGAGGAUCGUAUUUCUCGAUUGAAUGAUGAAAAUAGUUCUUUGAAGAAAAACCUUGAUGCAUCUAGAAGCGAGAAUUUAAAGACAUCAGCAAGUAGCCCAUCUGGGUACAAGAAAAACCGUUCAUUUGGAAAGAGGGUGCAGAAUGGUGUCGCAUUGAAAGAAGAUGCACCAGGAAAUGGGGUUGCACACUCCUUCCAGCCCACCAUGAUUCAAAAUAAGAUGGGAAAUUCAACCACUGAAGGCAAUGAAAAGGAGCUAUCUGAUUUGCUGGAGGAGAAAAGCAGAUCUCUUGCAGCACUGCAAGUAACACAUGAGCAACAAAUAAAACAAUUACGCGAGGAACUUGACAAAGAACGUGGAAAGUUGGCAAGUUUGCAUUUCAGAUUCCAAGAGGAACAGAAGUUGAACAGAUCUUUCCAGGAGGAAGAGAAUUCCUUAAAGGCAGAUAAAGAAAAUAUGUUGGCAGAGAUGAAUAAAAUAAGAGAUGAGCUGAGCAGAAAAUUAUUUGAAAUCAGACAUUUGCAGAUGGAGUUGAAUAGAAGGGAAAAUGCAGAAGCAAAUGAUGUUGCAGAGGAUCUUAGAAGAAUAGUGGCAACCUUGGAAAAAGAGAACAGUGAUCUUAAGAUGGAGAAAAACGAACUCAAGGUUGCUUUGGAAGUUGCUGGUAAAUCUUUGGCCCCAAAUUCGAAUGGGAUGCAUGAGCAGGUACCGGGAAGUUUUCCUGGCAAAGAAGAAUUGGAGUCCUCUUUGCAGAAGCUGGAGAAAGAUUUGAAAGAGACGUCUCGAGAAAGGGACAAGGCAUUACAACAACUGAAUCGGCUUAAGCAGCAUUUAUUGGAGAAGGAAUCUGAAGACUCUGAAAAGAUGGAUGAGGACAGCAAGAUCAUUGAAGGGCUACGGGAAAAUAAUGAAAAUUUAAGAGCUCAAAUAAGACAUUUGGAGAAAUCUCUCGAUCGGGCUCUUGCUGGUCAAGAAGAGGUUAAGAUGACGAACAACAACGAACUUCAGAAGUCCAAGGAAAUCAUUGAUGAUCUAAGUAAAAAAGUGGCCAGUCUUAGAAGCUUAGUAGAUGCCAAAAAUGUUGAACUUCUAAAUCUUCAAACUGCUCUUGGUCAGUAUUAUGCUGAAAUAGAAGCUAAGGAACAUUUGGAAAGAGAAUUGGCUUCCGCAAGAGAAGAAUCUGCGAGACUUUCGGAGCAUUUAAAGGAGGCAUUUCAACAAGUGGAGACAGCAAAGAAGGAAAAGGAGGAAUGUUUGGAAAAACUUUCACAGGCUGAAAGGCUAUUAGCAGAAGGAAAAGGAAGAGUCAAUAAGUUAGAGGAAGACAACACCAAGCUACGCCGUGCUCUUGAGCAGAGCAUGACAAGACUUAAUAGAAUGUCAAUGGACUCUGAUUUUUCUGUUGACAGGCGGAUUGUGAUCAAAUUGUUGGUGACAUACUUCCAGAGGAACCACAGUAAAGAGGUUCUGGAUCUUAUGGUACGCAUGUUAGGAUUCUCUGAAGAAGACAAACAGAGAAUUGGUCUUGCUCAGCAAGGAGCAGGUAAAAGUGUUGUUCGUGGUGUUUUUGGUUUACCAGGUCGUCUGGUAGGUGGCAUUUUAGGAGGAGCCCCAGCCGAUAAUCCUGCAAAUGUGGCGUCAGAUAACCAGUCGUUUGCGGAUAUGUGGGUUGAUUUCCUUCUAAAAGAGGGGGAAGAAAGGGAAAAGAGAGAAUCUUCGCAAAAUGUUGAUGGAUCUAGAGAAAACCAAGAUGCAGGUACAAAUCCAGUUAGCACAAACAUCUUCCAAACAGAACAGCGUAAUUCAGAGUUUUCAACUGUUCCUCUCGCCUCACCGGACAGCAAUCAUUCUCGAUUUUCGAGACAAAUUCCCAGAUACUAAUUAAAUGAUGAUGAUAUACAAUAGCAAAGAAAGUUUGGUUCUUGUCUCUGCAGUGGACAUUAGGUAUUGCGCCCCCUCUCCACAAGCUCUCUGUUCUUCGUUACCACAUGUAAGACCCCCUCUUCAUAUGUUUACAUGCUUUGGUAUUCCAAGUAACGACCUUUGAUCGGAGUUCUUGGAGACAAGGUUUUGGGUAGCAGGUUAUAGAUGUAGGGACCUGUGAAUGUGUCGAGGGUGGGGCGGAGGCGGGUUACUGGGCUGGCAAAUAGGGUAGGAAUGGAUGUGUGCUCUUACCUUUUCCUAUGUUUUAACGUACCUACUUUCUUACCAUUUCUUGCUCUCUUUUCUUCGCUUGUUUUCUAUAUCCUUUUAGCUCACACUCUUGCACAAGUUGGGGGGAUUUUCACUUAAACAACACCCUACCCUUUAGGGUGGAGGACAAGUCUGCCUAUGUCUCCCUGCCUCCCCCCCCAGAUUAUACUUAUGAGUGAAACAUGUCGGGUUUGGUUAGGGCUCAAGCAUCAUGGCAUCUAACCCACUUGCUUAUGAGCUUUUAAUGAGAGAAUUCCGAUGCUUUCUUUUGUAUUUAGUAGCUCUUUUGAUGAUCGAGAUUCAAUAUUUAAACUCUCCAAAUUUGAAGACAUGAAUGUUCAUAUUCUCGAAUUGAUUGAACUCAAAAUUUUCAAUGACCAUCAUUUUGAUAGUCUUGCAUAGUUCUCGUUCAUCGAUUGUCAUUUACGGAUGUUGACCAUAUGUUGAGUCACUUUUUUACGAGCAUUAUGCCAGGCUUAUGUUCAGCCCUUUAAGGUGCCUACUGUUUAGUACGUGAACAUGAUUGGAUAGAACUAGAAUG
Molecule: messenger RNA, 3216 nt
Organism: Cynara cardunculus var. scolymus (artichoke)
Lineage: Eukaryota; Viridiplantae; Streptophyta; Magnoliopsida; Asterales; Asteraceae
Product: golgin candidate 4
Exons: 16
Coding region: 168-2363 (731 amino acids)
Biological process (GO): Golgi organization; endoplasmic reticulum to Golgi vesicle-mediated transport
Cellular component (GO): Golgi apparatus
Molecular function (GO): small GTPase binding
Source: RefSeq, a predicted model, not a curated record